Molecule: messenger RNA, 1530 nt
Organism: Astrephomene gubernaculifera
Lineage: Eukaryota; Viridiplantae; Chlorophyta; Chlorophyceae; Chlamydomonadales; Astrephomenaceae
Source: the annotation of a GenBank genome assembly
AAGCGAUUCAUCUUUGCACGUUUCACACGAACUCCAUCACACUAACCACGCUUUCGGUAGUUGGGCAUGCCGAACUGAGGUCCUCUACCUGCGUUGGGUACUUCGCGCUAUAGGUUUUCUAAGCAGGGAGUUAGGAAGGCUACUAUAUAUAGAUAGGGGAUUUCGAGUCACUCCUGUCGUCUUUAAGGCGUGCCAACUCUGCCGAGGGCUAACUGGUGCCGAAGGACGGGGAUUUAAGGGGCGACCAGCGCUACUUCUAUUAUAUUUCGGCCGGAAAUGGGGCAGGCAGCCAGCGGAGGCCUUACCCAAGGAGACGUCGAUGAGGUCAUUGCUGCAUCGAAGGGCGUAUUUAACCAAGCCGAGAUCGAAUCUUUAUACAAACGCUUUCGCGCACUUGAUCGUGGGCGAAAGGGUUACAUUUCCCCCGAGGAGUUCCUCAGCAUCCCGGAGCUUAGCAUUAACCCCGUCGCACAGCGCCUAGUGCGCUGCUGUGAAUGCCCAAACUUCACCGACUUCGUCAAAAUGGUAGCGCCCUUUAGCCCUCGCGCGUCCCGCGACGACAAGCUAGCGUUCAUGUUCUCGGUGUACGACGUAGACGGCGAUGGCUUCAUUUCCCGCGAGGACAUGAGCAUGAUGCUGAAGCAGCUGGCGGGCAGCAGCCUCAGUGAGGAGGACCGGCAGGACAUCAUCAGCCGGGUGCUGGCGGAGGCGGGCGGCGCGGAGCGGCUGGACCUGCCCUGCUUCAAGGCGGCGCUCGGCUCAGCAGACAUCUCGAACAUGGUGGUGGAGGUGCCCGUGGACCUCUAGUGGGGGACCGUGCAGGCGUUAGGCGGGAGGCUGGGGGCGGGAGAGGGCUCUGUCGGGAUGGAGCGGGCAGGGAUUGAGGGCUUCCGGAAGGUGCUGUUCCGGGGUGCUGUUUGGUAUGUGUGAUUUCUAGGAAGUGCAAAUUGGCUGUGGGUUAGGUAAGGCUAGCUGAGGGGCAGGGAGGCGCGUUGGUGCAGGGUUGUGAGACAGAGGGUUGCAGGAGUGUUAGAGGCGUGAGGCCCGUACGGUGCUGGCGUGUAGGUAGGAAGGUCCUUGCGUUGCCCCUUCACGGUUCCAUUGGUUAACCGCAUAGGCUUGAGGAGGCUAUGGCGGAACACAGAGGGAUGUGUGUUCGCGCGGACAAUCGAAUCGCAGGUUUACAUGUUGGAGAGAGAUAGAAACUGCGACUUUACGCAUGCCUCUGACCAUGUGCCAGGCAUCGUUCUAUUGCCUUUUUGUUGUCGUACGGUUGGUACGAAUGACUUCUUCCUUUUCGGACUGGCUUUGCGCUAGCGUCGCCGCUAAUUGCUGCGUACAGCGUUGGAGUGGCUGAGCAAACAUGAACUCACGUGGUAUGUUUGCUAUUUGUUCCCUGGCCUGUUGGGAAGCUGGUAUGCCGUUACAUGGCCCUUUGCUCAUUCACCUUGACGUCCUUGCUUAACAAUCAAUCAAACGCCGCCAAGGCAGUUGCGGCUAUUCCACAUGAUCUUUGAUAAGGAGGUCCAA